AUGUUCCGGCGCAACAUUGCCCAGCCGGUCACACGGCAGUUUAUUCUGCGCACCGCUGUACUCAACUUUCUGAGCAAGAGUCUGAAGCAGCAGUGGAAUGACCUGCGCCAGUUGAUCGCCCUCCUUGUACAGAGUGAGGAGUAUCAAAAGGACGAGGCCCAGCUAGUUGAGGCACUAGAGUUGAAGGUGGCCGCAUCGCAUCGUCUGCUGAAGCGCGAGUACGACGAAUUGUUCAUCUACAUGAUGGACAAGCGCGAUCUGUGGGACAGCCCGGAGUACUUCAAGGCCAAAGCGGCGCUGGGAGCGGCCAUCCACAACCUGCGGACGUGUGCACCCACCAAAACAAUGGACGAUGGCCAGCCGAGAUGAAGAGUUGCCAAACGAUAUAUAUAGACUUGCAUUCAAUCAGUAUAUACAUACACACAAAAAGCCAA
Drosophila elegans is the source of this 434-nucleotide messenger RNA. RefSeq lists its product as uncharacterized. The record is from RefSeq and is a predicted model, not a curated record. The transcript has a single exon. The coding region runs from base 1 to 369 and encodes 122 amino acids. NCBI's taxonomy places the organism in Eukaryota, Metazoa, Arthropoda, Insecta, Diptera, Drosophilidae.